Molecule: messenger RNA, 871 nt
Organism: Caenorhabditis elegans
Lineage: Eukaryota; Metazoa; Nematoda; Chromadorea; Rhabditida; Rhabditidae
Gene: vps-28
Product: Vacuolar protein sorting-associated protein 28 homolog
Biological process (GO): endosome transport via multivesicular body sorting pathway
Cellular component (GO): ESCRT I complex; endosome
Source: RefSeq, marked reviewed
UAGGAAAAUGUCGUCACAAAACGCGAAUUUGAUGCGAGAAGUGCGUUUGUUCGAAAAUCACUCGGAACGCGAGCAAAUGGAGAAUUUGUCCGAGCUUUUUGCAGUUCUCAACGCUCUGGAGCACUUGGAAAAGAUGUUCAGCCGUGAUCACGUAUCAGCUGAUGAAUAUAAAUCAGAAUGCUUCAAACUAAUCGAUCAAUACAAAGUAACAAUGCGUCUAGUGCACGGAGCAACGAGUAUUGAAGAUUUCGCGAAAAAGUAUCGACUUCAUUGUCCGGCUGCAAUUGAAAGAAUUCGAGAAGGACGACCGAUUACUGUGAAAGAUGAUCAGGGAAAUGUUCUGAAACAUAUUGCGUCGAUAGUCGAGCAAUUCAUCACAUUCCUCGAUGCUCUCCGUCUCAAUACCCGUGCCGUUGAUGAUUUGUACCCAGGACUUGAUGAUCUUUAUAAUGCAAUUAAUACAACUAGUCGUGUCCCAAUUGAUGCAAUUGUAACUACAAAAGUCAAAAAAUGGCAUGAUCGUCUGUCUUCGAUGGCUGCUUCCGAUGAGAUUUCGGAUGAAGAUGCUCGUCAAAUGAUCUUCGAUGUCGAGUCUGCCUAUCAGGCAUUCAAUAAGGCACUCAAUGAGCUUAAGCAUUAAUUUAUUUUUCUGUGUAAAUAUCUGCCGCUUUUUUAAAAUCACUUUCGAUGAAUUUGUCUGAAAAAUGAACCCAUUUUUGUAGUUUGUAGUCUCCGUUUUUCUCCACAUUUUUCAGGGAUUCAAAUCGUUAAAGAUAUGAAAAUUGAACAGAACCUUUAAAUUAGACCUAGCCGCUCUUGUUAUAAUACGUACUAAGCUUAGGCUUAGGCUUAGUGGCAGCUUCUUUUUCAU